Molecule: messenger RNA, 3190 nt
Organism: Drosophila busckii
Lineage: Eukaryota; Metazoa; Arthropoda; Insecta; Diptera; Drosophilidae
Gene: Sp1
Product: transcription factor Sp9
Exons: 3
Coding region: 895-2964 (689 amino acids)
Biological process (GO): regulation of transcription by RNA polymerase II
Molecular function (GO): DNA-binding transcription factor activity, RNA polymerase II-specific; RNA polymerase II cis-regulatory region sequence-specific DNA binding
Source: RefSeq, a predicted model, not a curated record
AGCGCUGCCACAAGCUUUUUGUUUGCGCUGGCAUCGCGUGGAAACAGUUGCAAGCCUUUGAACGAUCAGCGACGACGACGAAAACUUUUGCGCGGAUACAAACAUUUCUUUUGGUGUUGCUUUGUGCAGGCGCCUCCUUGUCGCCAACGUCGCCGCCGACGCCAACAACACACAGCAAGCUGACAACAGCAACAGCAACUGCAACAACAACAGCAACAACAAUAAACAAAGAGUGCGUUAAGAGCAGCUUGCUUAGCUUAUCGAAAUUUAGCAAUUGCAAUACAACAAUUCGAGAAUUCGUUAAAUUUUUUUUUGGUUUUUUAUUGCUUAUUGAACAGCGCGUUUUAUACUUUUUAGCUUCAGUUCUUUCGCUUGUGUUAAAUGUGCUAAAAACAAACAAACAACAACAACGACAGUUAACAAACAACAACAAUACAAACUAACAACAGUAAGCAGUGGCCUGUGGCAGUUGCAGUUGCAACAACAACAACAACAGCAGCCGACGGCAAAGUGAAUUAAACACGGAACAGCGCACAGCAGCAAUCAGUUGCUCACAACAGUGACAAGUGUCAAGUGUAAGAAACUAGAGCAAAGAGAUCCUUGCAUAUAAGCAAAUCCUUUUUGUUGCAUAUUUUUUAUUGUUUGCACGCGCUCGCGCUCUCGUACGCUUAAUUCGAUGCUGCAACAGCAACAACAACAACAACAGCAGCAGCAGCUCAAUAACAGCAACAUUUAUUUUUUGUGCAACACACAGUAAGAAAAUUAACUGAGCAAACAACUGAGAGUAACAAUACAAUCAUUGUACGCCUCAAAAUUACAACACCAACAACAACAGGAGCAGCAGCAGCAGGAGCAGCAGCAGCAGCAGCAGCAGCAGCGGCAGCAGCAGCUAAAAUGCUAACGGACAUGACACCGACGGCCGGCCAAUUGUACGGCUCACAAAUACCAGCAAUGGCAGGCAUGAACAUAAGCAACAUUGCCACACAUUUGCAGAAGCCGCAAGUGAAUCCGGAUCACCCCAGCCUAAGAGGCACACCGCUGGCCAUGCUGGCCGCCCAAUGCAACAAGUUGUCGAACAAAUCGCCGCCCCCGCUGGCCGAUGCGGCAGUCGGCAAGGGCUUUCAUCCCUGGAAGAAGAGCCCCAAUUCACCAGCGGCGGGCAGCAGUGGCAGCGGCACCGCUGGCGGCGGCGGCGGCGGCGGUGGCAGCAACAGCAGCAGCGUUGGUCAACACUCACCCUGCGCCAUUUCGGCGGCCAGCUCCUCCAGCUCCAGCGGCAGCGGCGGAGGCGGCGGCGGCAACAAUCAGGCCUCGCGCAGUCUCUCCUCCAGCGCCAGCAGCAGCAGCAGCACGAUGGUCAACAUUACCGCUAGCAUCUAUCCUUACAGUCGGCCGCUCGCCUCGUCCUGCGCGGCAGUUAGUGGCUCAGCGUCCGCCUAUGGCAGCGAUUUAUAUUUUCCGAACACAGCGACAUCGACGGCCAGCAUGGCCAGCAUGGCGGACAAUCAUCACAUGCACCAGGGGCUGCUGGGCAAGGUGGAGGGCGCCGCGUUCGGCUCCGUCUACUCGCGUCAUCCGUACGAUUGGCCCUUCAAUGCGGUUUCGCAUAAGGCCGCCGAGGCGGCGAGCGUCAACUCCGGCUGGUGGGACAUGCACAGCGCCGCUGCAGCGGGCAGCUGGCUGGACAUGGGCAGCGCCGCCGCUGCGGGCAUGCACUCGACGAUGGCGAAUUACGCCAGCGCCGCCGCAGCGGGCACGGACUACAGCUCGGCGCUGUCGCACUCGCUGUCGAAUACGGCGCAUUUGCUGGGCUCCGGGCAGCAUCUGCUGCAGGAUACGUACAAGAGCAUGCUGCCGGGCCAGGGCGUUGGCGGCUUCUCGCUGCCGCAUAGCUCGCCAUCGGCGGCGGCAACGGCUGCCUCGCCGCAGGCAUCGACGCCCCCGACGACGCCGUCGCCGCGCUCGCAGCGUCGCUAUGCGGGACGCGCCACCUGCGACUGCCCCAACUGCCAGGAGGCGGAGCGCCUGGGGCCGGCUGGCGUGCAUCUGCGCAAGAAGAACAUCCACUCGUGCCACAUCCCGGGCUGUGGCAAGGUCUACGGCAAGACGUCGCAUCUGAAGGCGCAUCUGCGUUGGCACACCGGCGAGCGUCCCUUUGUGUGCAACUGGCUGUUCUGCGGCAAGCGCUUUACGCGCUCCGACGAGCUGCAGCGGCAUCUGAGGACGCACACCGGCGAGAAGCGCUUUGCUUGCCCCGUGUGCAACAAGCGUUUUAUGCGCAGCGACCAUCUGGCGAAGCACGUGAAGACGCACAACGGCACGGCGCCGAAUGGCAUUAAAAAGGGCUCCUCGGAGUCGUGCAGCGAUUCUGAGGAUCCUGCCAAUCAGUCGGGUGAGUCCAACGGGCUGGGCGGCGCGUCCAGUGGCCAACAGACGGGCGCAGGCGGUGGCGGCGGGGGUGGCUCCGCCAGCUCCAAUACCGGCAACAACAACAAUGUUGCUGCAUCCAGCUCCAACGCUGUUGCCGGCAAUGCAGCUGGCAGCCAUCCCGGCACCCCGACCUCGCUGCAUGCGCACAGCGCCUCCAGCACGUCCAGCAACCAACUGCUGGGCGGCGGUCUGCACCUGGCCACGCCGCACCAGAUGGUCGCCGCGGGCGGCUCGCCGGUGAUGCUACAUCAGCAGCACCAGCAGCAACAACAACAACAACAGCAACAGCAUCAGCAGCAGCAACAACAGCAGCAACAACAACAGCAGCAACAGCAGCAGCAACAUGCGCACCAGUCGGCCCAUCAGCAACAGCAACAGCAGCAGCAACAAUUUGCACAACAGCAAUCACAUCCGCAUGCGCAUCUGCAUCAUCAUCAUCAUCAUCAUUUGGUGGGUGCCUCGGCGCCCAGUCCCGGGCUAGAUCAUCGAUUGGAUCACAGCGCUCUGGUCGAUAUAAAGCCGCCGAUGGUUUGAGGUUCGCUGGGACCCUUUCUGUUCACCAACUGAGCAGAAAUGGGUUCCCGGGUUACCGCAACCCACCCCCCCUCUCUAACUUAUAAACUUUGUUCUAUAUAAUUCAGCUAUAUAUAUCGUAUACGAUAUAAUAUUUUUUUUUAGUAACGCGUAACAUUUUGUAAGUCCCUUAGGUGUUUUUGCAGGUGCAGUACAUAAAUUAAUAAAUAAAUGGCAUUUUCUUUAU